Molecule: messenger RNA, 1703 nt
Organism: Opisthorchis viverrini
Lineage: Eukaryota; Metazoa; Platyhelminthes; Trematoda; Opisthorchiida; Opisthorchiidae
Exons: 9
Biological process (GO): nucleocytoplasmic transport; activation of GTPase activity
Cellular component (GO): cytosol; perinuclear region of cytoplasm; nucleus
Molecular function (GO): GTPase activator activity; small GTPase binding
Source: RefSeq, a predicted model, not a curated record
CAGACCACUUAAAUACGUUGACGACAACCCCUGAAACAGAUGUAAAGAACGCUGCAAGGUGGGAACAAAAUCGUAAACUAAAAUUUUUGGAAAACGGAGAGGAAGGAGAGCUAAACGAUUUGCUACAGGAUAAAUUGCUCGGUGUUCAUUAUUCCGCAGCUAUCCAAUCGGAGGACGCGGUGGAGCAGAAAGAAGACCCCCAAGAUAUUAUGACAACUUGGUACAGAAAAUAUUGUAAAAAGCAUAAGGUCCGGGCACGUCUACCCGUUCUAAAGCGAAUCAGAUACGCAUGCAACCACCUGAACUUUAAACUUCAGGAGUUGGGUUUAACGAGAGACGAAUUUCUUCCUUUAAUUUGCCUGAUUCAAGAAUGUGGUCGCGUUGAAGAGGUGGAUUUCAGUUUCAACAGCGUUGGUGCCUUUGGAUUGAAAGUUAUCAGGCCAAUUCUUUUGAAAAAUCCUUUUCUCGUUGCUCUAUAUAACAAGGGGUUGCAUCUGUUGGACCUCUCGUGGAAUGGUUUCGCACUACGUGGGACAGAAGCACUAUGCGAAGGACUGACGCGGAACAAUUCACUAGAAGAGCUUGACCUAAAGUCAAAUCGGAUUGAACUGCGGGCGGUUCUACCUUUGACCAAGGCAUUACAGCAAAAUUCAACGCUAAAAGUUUUGCGCCUUGGUUUGAAUCCUCUGACAGUGAGUGGUGUUCACCAACUAUUGCAUAUACUUGAACAUACAGCAACAAGCGGACUGACGGUUUUAGACCUAGAGGGCAUGCAACUCACUGAAAAACUCACCCAAAUCGCCCAUCGAAUUUCGAAUUUGAGACGAUUCACCUUGCUGAAUGAAAACUGCGUCUCUUGGGAAACUCGCGGAGGAAAGUAUGCCAAGCAAGACCCGAUGACCUUCUUGAUGAAUUAUCUGAACAAGCAUGGAAUCAGGAUUGUUGACUUUUACCGUUUAAUUGAUUUGCAACAAACGGGAAUGCUAAGUCGCGCAGAUUUCAUCGAAGGUAUACUGCAGCAAAAGAUCCCACUGAACGCAAACGAUUUGCAAACCAUUCUGGAUUACAUUGACCCCGAAAACACCAAUCAGAUUACUCAUCAACUAUUCUUCAGUCGGAUGUACCUUUACCGAAUCACGGUGCGCGAUCAAAUCCGAAUCCGGGCUGGUGAAUUUUCCAAGCAUCAGUUGGACCAAAAUCGGCUGUUUGUAAGGCCGAAAGGUCUACCAGAUAUCGAGAAACCACCCGAGGGAUUUCCAUCAAAAUCCAAAGCAAACAUGCAGAUGAAACCAAAAGGUGACAAAGGCGAAUUCGGGGAAUUAAAUGGGGUGGAAAGGGUAGUCGCUUCCAAAGAAUCCAUGGACAAGAAGAUGCCACCGGUGUCUAUUACAGUCAAAGGCUGCAAACUAGACGAACGAGCUGUGUCAAGUAUGGAGUUUUUGCGCAAGCUGGAGCAAGGAGACACCAAAAGUGGGACGCUUAACUCGGAGUCCUCGAGUGACAACAUACUGGUCCCCAUUUUGGACGUCUUCGAUGAAUCAUAUUUCCGUUACGUUUCAUCGCUGUGAUCAUUUCCAUUUUCACCGCGCUUGGACUUAUGUUGCCAAUGGAAAGACAUCUUGUCUCUUCAUUUCCCCGCUUACUCUGCUUCCUCAGAUCCAGCUGAGCCUUCCUCACAGUCCGACAUGAUAAUUCUCCAUUUG